AUGGAGAUAGGUUUGGUUGAUAAAGUAAGAGAAAGAAGAGUUGGUUAUGUGAAAAGGAUCAAUGCAAAGAGCAGGAACAAACCUUAUUGUAGAGUUAAGAGACAUGUUCCUAAGUCACUUCAGCAGCUAUUUCAUUCAUGCAAACAAACAUUCAAAGGUCCUGAAACUGUUCCUGUAACACAAGAUGUUCACAAACUUUGUCACAUUCUUGAUAACAUGAAGCCGGAAGAUGUUGGACUUAGUAGGGAUCUGCAGUUUUUCAAGCCUGGAAAUAUUAUUAAAGAGAAUCAAAGGGUCACAUACACCACUGUUUACCAGUGUCACAAUUUCUCUGUGUGUAUGUUUUUCCUACCUGAAAGAGGAGUGAUUCCCCUCCAUAACCACCCUGGCAUGACUGUUUUCAGCAAGCUUCUGUUAGGACAGAUGCACAUUAAGUCUUAUGAUUGGGUUCCUGACGCCUCUCCCAACUCCAAAUUGAGAAUGGCAAAGUUAAAAGCAAACAAAGUGUUGACAUCACCAUGUCAUACAUCGGUAUUGUAUCCAACAACAGGAGGAAACAUUCAUGAGUUCACAGCUAUAACUCCAUGUGCUGUUCUUGAUGUCAUCGGUCCACCUUAUUCAAAACAAGAUGACAGAGACUGUUCAUAUUACCGAGAUUUCCCUUGUGAUGAUGCACAUCAAAAAGAGAUCGGUAAGGUGAAAGAUGAAAAUGAUAGUUAUGCAUUGUUAGAAGAAAUUCAGAUGCCACAAAAUUGUCAAAUGGAUGGUAUUCAAUAUUUAGGACCUCCUAUUGAUGAAACUGUUUAUUAG
Molecule: messenger RNA, 810 nt
Organism: Vicia faba (fava bean)
Lineage: Eukaryota; Viridiplantae; Streptophyta; Magnoliopsida; Fabales; Fabaceae
Source: the annotation of a GenBank genome assembly